AUCGUCUUAGAAUUACAACUUAAAAUACAGCCAUCGGUUUGCCUGGAUAGAAGUUCAGUACAUGGGCCUACUUUGGCGUAAAUUCAGGUGUCUGCACAAGGGAUUUUGGUUGGUUCCUGUUCUUUGAGUUUCUUACUACACUCCAGUCCAGAACACAAACGGGGUUGUAAAUUUCAUGCACGAGAAACCCUUUUUGAUCAGAGGAGAAAAAAGAUGAAUUCCUGAUUGUUCAAGUUCUAAGGUACACCGUUCUUCAUUUUUUACUUGUCAAUGAAAGCUGUAGAACUCCAACUACAAAGUGUUUUCACACAUUGGAGAUGUUCCAUGUCAUUUUGACAACGUCUUUCCAGAGCUUAUGUUGUCUGUCCCAGACAUUAGGCUUUAUAAAUUCACCUAGAAAUCUGUACAAGGCACGGUCUUGCCAAGUACAGGCUGCACCUCCCUCAUCAAUUAUUUUAAACGCAUAUGAAAGUGAUGAAUUUUCUGAGGGUAAGAAACUUUAUGGAUCUGCCACCCCUUUGGUCAAUCAGGCCAGUAGCGUGGGAAUAAUUGGAGGGGUAUCUGUGAAUGCUACACUCAAAUUUUUUAGGAAACUUGUGGAGUUCAGUGCUGAAGAUGGAGGAAAUCCCCCUCCUUUGGUACUGUGUUCUGAUCCUCUUUUGAGUAGGGAGCUUUUGUCCUAUGAAAGAGAUUAUUUGGUUUCUGGUACUAGUAAAGUGGAAAAUUUGAAAUUGGAUUCUUCAUCUAUUGUGCAGAACGUUAUAAAUAAAAGGGUUUUUCUUGAGUCUUCUGGGGCUCGUUGCAUUGUGAUGCCUUGUCAUGUAUCACAUUCUUGGUAUAAAGAGAUAUCAGCGGGAUGUUCUGUUCCUUUUCUUCACAUGGCUGAGUGUGUUGCCAGGAAGCUCAAAGAAGCUAAGUUAAAGCCACUUGAAGCUGGUAAUUCUUUGCGGAUUGGAGUGCUUGCAACUAAUGCAACUCUAGCAGCUGGGUUUUAUCAGGAGAAGCUUCACAAUGAAGGGUUUGAGGUUGUGCUGCCUGAUAGAGCAACUAUGGAGCAUACAGUGAUACCUGCAAUUGAAGCUUUGAACAGAAAGGAUAUGGAAGGGGCAUGCAAUCUAUUGAGAAUUGCACUUCAAGUUCUUUUGGUGAGGGCAGUGAACUCUGUUAUCCUUGCUUCUGAUGAUAUGCGGGAUCUAUUGCCCAAAGAUGAUCCUCUUCUUAAGAAAUGCGUUGAUCCAAUGGAUGCCUUAGCUUGGUCAACUAUCAAAUGGGCAAGAUCAUCUGGAGAUAAUAUAUGGCAAUAGAAAGUGAAAUUAUGGUUCUUUCUGAGCUGCUUCUGUAAUCUCAUUGAUAUCAUGUUUCGAGUUAAUGUAAUUUUUUGUAUUUUGUAUUCAUCAUUGAAUUCCAUUUCCCUCAUU
Abrus precatorius (Indian licorice) is the source of this 1418-nucleotide messenger RNA. Its product is annotated as probable amino-acid racemase. The transcript is spliced from 2 exons. NCBI's taxonomy places the organism in Eukaryota, Viridiplantae, Streptophyta, Magnoliopsida, Fabales, Fabaceae. The record is from RefSeq and is a predicted model, not a curated record. Bases 318 to 1304 code for a protein of 328 amino acids.